UGGUGGGUCGUUGUCCGUCCCUGCUGCUUCCUGCAAGGUUUCAUCAAAAUCAUACUCCUAGUCUCCUAGUAUUGCCAUUGUGUGGCCUAUCCUCCUUGCUUUGAUUUUCUCUUUGCUCUGGGUUCGAUUUUCUCUCGGAUCCACCUUCGAAAUCCGUUCCUCACUCCUCUAAUGGUGCUUUGGGUUUAGGUACUCCAUUUUGGGAUACAAUAGAAUGGGAGGGGUUAGUGAAGGAAGUGGAGAUGAUGGAGGGAUCAUCAGGAGAAGAGGAUGUGCCUGCAGCAAAAACGAUUUUCUUCCAGAACAGUCCUUCAGGAGCUGGGGAAAUUACGUAAACGCUCUUAAGGAGACUCCGAUGAGGCUCAAGAACCGUGUCCUAAACCGAUCCAUGGACAAUACGGAGCUCCACGAGGUGAAGGCUCGCAGCGAGCACGAGAUGAAGAAGACACUCAAUUGGUGGGACCUCAUGUGGUUUGGCAUCGGAGCCGUCAUUGGAGCCGGAAUCUUCGUGCUCACCGGACUCGAAGCCAGAGAGCACGCCGGCCCCGCCGUCGUGUUGUCCUACGUGGUUUCUGGUGUCUCCGCCAUGCUUGCUGUCUUUUGUUACACAGAGUUCGCAGUCGAGAUUCCGGUUGCAGGUGGCUCAUUUGCCUACUUGAGGGUGGAAAUGGGGGACUUUGUGGCCUUCAUUGCUGCCGGAAACAUCCUCCUAGAGAGCUUCAUCGGCGGUGCAGCCGUGGCACGCUCCUGGACAUCCUACUUCGCCACACUGUGUGACCACCGGCCUGAUGAUUUCCGCAUCAUAGCACACAGCCUUCCUGAUGACUACGGCCAUCUCGACCCCAUUGCAGUUGGUGUCAUCGGCAUCAUUACUGUCGUUGCCGUGCUUAGCACAAAAGGCUCCUCUAGAUUCAACUACAUUGCCUCAAUUGUCCACGUUGCAAUCAUUCUCUUCAUAAUCAUCGCAGGUCUCACCAAGGCCGACAUCAAGAAUUACAGCUCUUUCACUCCCUUUGGAGCCCGUGGCAUCUUCCACGCAUCAGCAGUACUUUUCUUUGCUUAUCUUGGCUUCGAUGGGGUUUCAACAAUGGCUGAAGAAACCAAGAAUCCUGGACGAGAUAUACCGAUUGGAUUAGUUGGCUCAAUGGUUAUAACCACAGUGUGUUAUUGUUUGCUAGCAAUAACACUAUGCUUAAUGCAGCCUUAUACGGAAAUCAACACAGACGCUCCAUUUUCAGUCGCGUUUGAGGCUGUAGGCUGGAACUGGGCUAAAUACAUCGUCGCUGCCGGUGCAUUGAAAGGUAUGACCACAGUACUGCUCGUUGGCGCAGUUGGACAAGCCCGUUACCUCACUCACAUUGCGCGUACUCACAUGAUGCCACCGUGGUUAGCUCAUGUGAAUUCAAGAACCGGAACGCCUAUUAAUGCUACGAUUGUCAUGAUGGCCGGCACUGGAAUCAUUGCAUUCUUCACCAAGCUUCAUAUUCUCUCAAACUUGUUGUCCAUAUCUACAUUGUUCAUCUUCACCAUGGUAGCAGUUGCACUCCUGGUUCGUCGCUACUAUGUUAGUGGUGAGACGACAGCAGCAAAUCGUAACAAGCUAAUUGGGUGCAUUGUGCUAAUCAUUGGAUCUUCAAUUGCUACUGCUGCUUAUUGGGGUCUAAGUGAAAAGGGUUGGAUAGGGUAUGUGAUUACCAUACCACUUUGGUUCUUGGCAACUGCAGCACUCAGUUUCUUUGUUCCACAAGCAAGAAGUCCUAAACUAUGGGGUGUGCCUCUGGUGCCAUGGCUACCAUCUGUUUCGAUUUUGAUCAAUAUUUUCCUUUUAGGGUCGAUCGACGGGGCAUCGUUUGUGAGGUUUGCUGUGUGGACUGUUGUAUUGCUGGUAUACUAUUUCCUACUUGGAUUGCACGCAUCUUAUGACACGGCCAUGGAGUCGGAAGAAGCAAAUAAGGUUGGUCAUGGGUGGAAGAAGAUAGAAGAGGGAGCUAUGUCUUCUCAAUCUACAAUAAGUGUGAAUAAGGGCAAUCAUGGUACAAAUCAGUAAGCUUCUAUCAACUGUUGUGUUGUAAGGUUUGGGCAUACUGUCUAUGUGUAUUUUAUUGUUGUGCCUAUAUAUAUAGUCUUCUAGAGAAGCAUAUAAAAGGCUUCUCCUAAAUGAUGUUAUAAAAGGCUUCUAGAUAGUAUGUUUUAAUCUA
This is a messenger RNA of Tripterygium wilfordii, 2198 nucleotides long. Its product is annotated as cationic amino acid transporter 1-like. Gene Ontology annotation, molecular function: L-glutamate transmembrane transporter activity; L-lysine transmembrane transporter activity. Gene Ontology annotation, biological process: amino acid transport; transmembrane transport. The transcript has 3 exons. Lineage: Eukaryota; Viridiplantae; Streptophyta; Magnoliopsida; Celastrales; Celastraceae. The record is from RefSeq and is a predicted model, not a curated record. The coding region runs from base 215 to 2047 and encodes 610 amino acids. Gene Ontology annotation, cellular component: plasma membrane.